This is a messenger RNA of Canariomyces notabilis, 324 nucleotides long. RefSeq lists its product as uncharacterized. The record is from RefSeq and is a predicted model, not a curated record. NCBI's taxonomy places the organism in Eukaryota, Fungi, Ascomycota, Sordariomycetes, Sordariales, Chaetomiaceae. The coding region runs from base 1 to 324 and encodes 107 amino acids. Gene Ontology annotation, biological process: translation. The transcript has 2 exons. Gene Ontology annotation, molecular function: structural constituent of ribosome. Gene Ontology annotation, cellular component: mitochondrial large ribosomal subunit; ribosome.
AUGCGCGCUCUGACCCUCUCGUCGCAGCCCACUCUGUUCUCAGCUCAGACACAGACACGAUCCCUCUCCCAAACCGUGCUGUCCGCGCGGACAACACGGCUUUCAGAAUAUGGGCAAACGACAAAAUCCGCCGUUAGCUCAUGCAGCUUGAUCGGCACCCCGGUCUUCCAAAAGCAACAAACGAGGGGGAUGAAGGUUCGCAGCUCCAUCAAGAAGCGGUGCGAGCAUUGCAAGGUUGUACGGCGAAAAGCCAACAAGCGACACUCGGGCUACCGGUACAUAAUAUGCUCGGCCAACCCAAGGCAUAAGCAACGCCAAGGAUAG